This is a messenger RNA of Musa acuminata subsp. malaccensis (wild Malaysian banana), 938 nucleotides long. Lineage: Eukaryota; Viridiplantae; Streptophyta; Magnoliopsida; Zingiberales; Musaceae. The record is from RefSeq and is a predicted model, not a curated record.
UCCCCGUCGUCUCCUUCCCUGUUUCUUCUCCAGCGCUCGAUCUCCACCCUCCGCCUCUCACAAAAAUAAAGAAAAAAUAAUUCCCCACCCUUUCCACACCCCCGCGCACGCGCCAACUGCCAAACAAAUAAAGGGUUUCGGCGGCGCCUGCAGCGAGAGGGCAGGAAGGAUGGCGGAGGCUCCACCGGCGAGCCCCGGAGGCGGAGGCGGGAGCCACGAGAGCGGCGAGCAGAGCCCUCGAGCCGGGGUUGGCGUCCGGGAGCAGGAUCGGUUCCUCCCGAUCGCCAAUAUCAUCCGGAUCAUGAAGAAGGCGCUCCCCGCCAACGCCAAGAUCGCCAAGGACGCCAAGGAGACCAUGCAGGAGUGCGUCUCCGAGUUUAUCAGCUUCGUCACCAGCGAGGCGAGUGACAGAUGCCAGAAGGAGAAGAGGAAGACGAUCAACGGGGACGAUCUGCUGUGGGCGAUGGCGACGUUGGGGUUUGAGGAGUACAUCGAGCCACUGAAACUGUACCUGCAGAAAUAUCGUGAGUUGGAGGGUGGAGAGGGGUCCGCCAGGAGAGAAUUAGGGGGUUCGCAAUCUGGAACAGGCACGACAGGGGAGUACCAGGCUCCUCAACAAGGUCCUUUUACACAAAGCUUGGAUUAUGUAAAUCCUCAGGCACAACAUCAUCUGCUUAAGGAAAGUAGAAUUCUUUUUUGAGAUAUUUGAUUUGCUGAAACUAUGACAGACUAAACAUCAAAUUUCUAUCUCUCUCUCUCUCUUUUUCCGUGGACUAUUUCAUAGAAGUGGUUACCAUACUUCAUAAGAAUUAAAAUAUAUUGCAAUUGCCAUGAUGUAAAUAUUUUACCUACCCCAUUUCAUAGAAGUGGUUACCAUCUAAGUAUACUGAUAUAUUGGUGCUUUACAUGAGUUAAUAAUAUCGGUCACUUCUGGUCAA